CUCUCUCUGAAUCAAACAAAUGAAUGAAAAGAAAGUAAGGAAAGAAGGAGCGGGAGGCGGCAGACACUCAGCCCAGUAGAAUCCAGCAAGACAAUCAUAGCCAUCGUCAUCAACAUCAACAUCAACAUCAACAUCAGGGAGUGCUGCGGCGAGAGAUAUGCCACCCGAACAGACUGUGUCGGAAGGAGGCUACCUGAAGGACAGCGAUAUACCGAUGCACCUGAAGAAACGCAACUUUGUCAUCUUCAUGCUCUUCCUGGGCAUGGCCAAUGCGUAUGUGAUGCGCACCAACAUGUCCGUGGCGAUUGUGGCAAUGGUCAAUCAUUCGGCCAUUGGGAGCGAUCAUCAUCACAGCCAGGGCGGAGAGUUUGGGUGGAGCUACAAGACGCAGGGCUACAUCCUGUCCAGCUUCUUCUACGGCUACGUUCUCACCCAGAUACCCUUUGGCUUUCUCAUCAAGUACUACGGCGCCAAGCAGUUUCUCGGCUGGGGCAUGAUGCUCAAUUCGGUGGCAGCCUUCGUGGUGCCUGUCUCGGCCCGCGAAGGUGGCCCCGUGCCCCUCGGCAUUGUGCGCUUCAUCCAGGGCCUGGGCGAGGGACCCAUUGUGCCGUGCACCCACUCCAUGCUGGCCCUCUGGAUACCGCCCGACGAGCGCUCACGGGCAGGUGCCGCCGUCUAUGCGGGCGCCCAGUUUGGGACCAUCGUCUCGAUGCCGCUGAGCGGUCUGCUGGCCGAGUAUGGCUUCGACGGCGGCUGGCCCUCGAUCUUCUACGUCUUUGGCAUCCUCACCACCGUCUGGUGUGUGCUCUUCCUCUGGCUGGUGCACGAGAGUCCGAAGUCGUGCAAGGGGAUCAGCCAGACGGAGUGCAAGUACAUCGAUGACAGCAUCUGGGAGGCCCAGCCAGAGGACACUGGUCGCACCCCGUUCCUGGCCUUCGCCAGGUCGCGCUUCUUCUGGGCCAUCAUGGUGGCCCAUGCCGGGCAGAACUAUGGCUACGAGACACUGAUGACCAUGCUCCCGACCUACAUGGACCGCAUCCUCGGCCUCUUUGCCAGCAGUUCCAUCUGA
Messenger RNA from Drosophila guanche, 1069 nucleotides. RefSeq names its product putative inorganic phosphate cotransporter. Gene Ontology annotation, molecular function: transmembrane transporter activity. The transcript is spliced from 2 exons. The coding region runs from base 158 to 1069 and encodes 303 amino acids. The record is from RefSeq and is a predicted model, not a curated record. NCBI's taxonomy places the organism in Eukaryota, Metazoa, Arthropoda, Insecta, Diptera, Drosophilidae. Gene Ontology annotation, biological process: transmembrane transport; monoatomic anion transport.